UCAGUUUCCAGUGAUAUCGUUUAUGGUCAACCCAGUAUGAUUAUCAUCAAUUUUUAUUCGCCGAGCUGCUGACGGUGGGAAAACAAAUUGAUACUUACACGUAGGUUAAACCUUAAUUGGUCAAUGUGCAUGGGUAGAGAGAAAAAGUAAGGUUAAGUUAGGUUAUGUUGAAACAGUAUUUACGUUAUCUAUAUUUCAAAGUCCGAUAAUUGAUGAAGGAAUCGAAAAUGAGAAUUACGCACACUGAUUCUCCAAGCGGCUAUCAAUGCAUUUGGAGCGAUUUAGCCGACCAUCCAAAAUGCCCACAUGGACCAACAUUGCUGUUUGGUCGAUACGUCGAUGGUGAAUAUAAACAAUUUUAUGCAUGUUCGGCGUGCCGAGACAGGAAGCUAUGUUCAUUUUACUUGGAGCAUGGCAGCAAGCCGACGAAGCAUCAAAAACAAGCCUGGGAACUCGAGGCAAAAAAAGUAAUACCUCGCUAUGAUCAUCAGAAAAUGUUUAUUCUACUGAACGAGAUAUUAGCGACAAAUCCAAUCAGAAGACUCUACUGCCAUGAUUGUAGGCGUCUCUCGUUUGUUUCCGAAAAACACAAGCACAGGGCUCACGAUAUAAUUGAAAAUCUUACGGAUCAUCAGCUGCGUCAUCCUACUGAAUUUCUCAGACCUCUUGAAAACCCUAAGAAGGAAGCUCAAUAUUUGUUCUCUGACCAAUCAGUCAGCGACAUUAUUUUCAUGCUGCUCAACCUAGGCGCUAAGCACAUCUUAUGCAUAGGAACCCCAAGAAUUCAUGAAUUCCUUGUGAAUCACCAUGAAGACAAAGUUUCUAGUUUGCUGUUGGAUUUUGAUGGCAGAUUUCAUAAUUUCUUUGGCCCCUUGAGUUUUUGUUGGUACAAUCUCUUCAAUCACCAUUUCUUUCAUGAAGAUUCAAAAGAUGUCUUGAGGGAUUUUCUGACACAAGAUGGUGGCAGGCAUACUUAUAUAAUUUGUGAUCCACCGUUUGGUGGACGUGUUGAACCUAUUUCUCAAACUUUGAAGACAAUUUAUGAUUUGCACAGAAAGUGGAAUAAAAUUGAUGCAGAAAGUGAUGGACUGAAAACAAUGUUCAUUUUUCCAUAUUUUAUGGAAUCUGUGCUAAGAGAAAAAUCAAACCCACCUGGGAUAUUGGGAGGUCUGAAAGAUCUGAAAAUGUUCGACUACAAAGUGGAUUAUCAAAAUCAUCCGUUGUUUGUGAAAUCACCAGAUAAAAUCUUAGCAACGCCGGUUCGCAUAUUUACAGAUAUAGAUUUAAGUUUAUUGACAUUACAAUCUCAUCAAGGUUACAAGUACUGCAAGAAAUGCAACAAAUGGACAUUCGAGGAGAAUAAACAUUGCAAAAAAUGUGCAGCGUGCACUUCCAAAGACGGUCGAAGGUACAGGCACUGCAAUAUCUGUGCACGCUGCGUCAAACCAACGUGGAAACACUGUAAGAAAUGCAAUCGAUGCACCUUGGAAACUCACAAGUGCGGUGUAGUUCCAAAAAUUACUGGACAAUGUUUCAGAUGCAAUGAAUUUGGUCAUGUGGAAAAAACUUGUACGAAGGAUGCUGUAAAUAUUCCUAAAUCGAAAGUGGAAAGCAACAAGGAAACACUAAAAGGGAAGAAGCGCAAGCAUCACUUGGAUGUAAGUGAUAUCUCUAGUAAAAAAAAGGCUAGAAUCGCAAACGCGAGUGAAACAUCUAUGAAAUCACCCGAGGAAUUCGAAUUAGUAUCUAAUUUGGUUGAAGUGUCCAGAGUCGCUGAUUCAGAGAAAGUUGUCUCGACAAAGUUGACGAAAAAUGAUUUAAAAAUGAAAAAUAAAUAUCCGAAGUCAAAACUUUUAAACAAAGUUUCAAAACAAGGGAAAGCAAUUGAUACAGCGUCGCUAGAAAAAAUUGAAGCGGAAAAUAUGGAAGGCAUAACGAAUGCGAAGAAGAAGAAGAAGCUUCUCAAGUUGACAAAGUCUACUUCCAAAAGGACAGAGGAAAUCACGACAAAGGCGAAAGGGGUCACGUCCAUAAAGUCGCAAACAAUGAACCCUGAUUUAGCUGUACUUAAGCAGAAGAAAAUAUUUGAAAACAAGAAGUCACCAGUCAAUGGAAAAAAUAAAACAUUCACAAAUGGUGAAAACCUUCAGAAACGACAAUCAAAGUAAACUUAUGAUAUAUCAACUUCGCGUGAUCGUUUGAAGUCCAUUGAAAAGAAAUUGCAAAUAAAGGUGUAUAAUUUUUAAUAAAAAGAAAAUCGUGUCAACACGAUCGAUUUACGUAUCACCAGAUU
Messenger RNA from Diprion similis, 2293 nucleotides. RefSeq names its product rRNA N6-adenosine-methyltransferase ZCCHC4. Gene Ontology annotation, molecular function: zinc ion binding; rRNA (adenine-N6-)-methyltransferase activity; nucleic acid binding. Bases 213 to 2168 code for a protein of 651 amino acids. Gene Ontology annotation, cellular component: nucleolus; cytoplasm. The transcript has 4 exons. The record is from RefSeq and is a predicted model, not a curated record. NCBI's taxonomy places the organism in Eukaryota, Metazoa, Arthropoda, Insecta, Hymenoptera, Diprionidae. Gene Ontology annotation, biological process: rRNA methylation.